Messenger RNA from Danio rerio (zebrafish), 1683 nucleotides. It is a transcript of the gene anxa14, whose product is annotated as annexin A14. The record is from RefSeq and is marked validated. NCBI's taxonomy places the organism in Eukaryota, Metazoa, Chordata, Actinopteri, Cypriniformes, Danionidae. Gene Ontology annotation, molecular function: calcium-dependent phospholipid binding; calcium ion binding.
GAGUUUGACUGAGUCUCCAGCAGAUCCACACACUCUGGGAGAAGUGAAGGCUUCCUCUUUACACUACUUCCUGAUCGGCUGUCUAUAAUGGAUGCAGAGAGUAACCCUCAGGAGACGUCUCCGCUCGCAGCUGAGGGCAUGUGGUGGGGCUCUCUGGGCUCUGUGCGGCCCUUCCCAAACUUCAGACCUGAGAGAGACGUUCUAGUCCUUCACGAUGCUCUGGAGAAGAAAGAUGUGAGCAGUGUUGUGAGGACUCUGAGCAAUCGCAGUAACGCUCAGAGAAGAGCUCUGGCCAGAGUCUAUAAGAGCGUCACACAGAAGGAUCUGGAUGUGGGCCUGAAGAAGCUUCUCUCUGGUGAUCUUCAGUCUCUGGUUCUCGGUCUGAUGUUGAGCCCAGAGCAGUUUGACGCGCAUCGCCUGCGGAAAGCCAUGGAGGGUGCUGGAACAGAUGAAGACACACUUCUGGAGAUUCUGUGCAUCAGAACGCCACAGCAGCUCUCCCGCAUCAGAGCGUCAUACACACACGAGUUUCAGCGGGAUCUGGAGAAGGAUCUGCUCAGUGAAACCAGUGGAGAUUUCUCCAGACUCAUCACAGCUCUGCUGAAGAAGGAGAACGAGACGGGGAUUAUUGAGCAGGACACAGCAGCUUUAUCUGAGGAGCUGAAGAACAAGAAACCUGCAGCUGAAGUCUGGAUCCGGACCCUGACCUCCAGACACCCUGAGCACCUGAGCGCAGUGCUGGAUGAGCUGGAGGUUGAGAGAGGACAGACAGUGCAAGAAGCUCUGGAUGGACACUUCAGAGGAUUAAUGUCUGCUGACCUCAGGAAGGGCCUCAAGACCCUGGUGUGCACUAUCCAGGACCCAUAUCUGUACUUGGCUCAGCGCAUCCAAACUAUGAAGUUUGCAGUGGUUCAGGGUGUGAUUGUGUCUCACAGUGAAGAGGAUCUGCUGAGGGUCAGAGUCGCUUACAAGAAGACCAGCGGAAGCUCACUAUACACUGCCUUACAGAAGCAGUUUAAAGCUGAGCUCCUGCAGGGUUUGUUGGCUAUUUGUCGAGCUGAAGAUUAAAGGUGCUCUACACAUCACUGAUACUCAACAUGAUCAUUAUAAUAUCACUGAUAAUAAAAGAUGAUCAUUAUAAUAUCACUGAUACUCAACAUGCGUGUGUUUACAGUUCCUCUACAUUGGCUGCGGUUUAUGAUCAAUGCAUUAAUAAAAGGUCACUGUUUUGCAGAACUGACCUUUAUCAAGAGGGGGAAAAGAAAACACGCUAAAAACUCAUUAUAAUGCUGAUUUUAAUCAUUAUGGACACAAAUUGUGCAAAUAAUCUGAAAAUUUAAGCCACCAGUAAACUUUAAUGUUUGAAAAUAUUUUGUAUUUGUUUCCACCUAAGUGAUUGAUUGAUUGAUUGAUUGAUUGAUUCAUUCAUUCAUUCAUUGAUUCAUUGAUUCAUUCAUUCAUUCAUUCAUUCAUUCAUUCAUUCUAAUAGUAGGAUAAAGCAGUCAGUUGUCAUUUUAUUUGUGUAUUUUUCAAGGUUUAUUUAAUGUGAUUUUUAUGAUGAACCUGCAGUGAAAUGAUUGUUAUAAUGCUGAAAAUGUUCUGCUACUGUGACUUAGAUACCCAUAAAACCAAAUGUGUCAUCAAAACAGCCCAGUAAAUGUACAUGUUUACCUUCUCAACUCA